Messenger RNA from Syngnathoides biaculeatus (alligator pipefish), 2422 nucleotides. It is a transcript of the gene poldip2, whose product is annotated as polymerase (DNA-directed), delta interacting protein 2. Gene Ontology annotation, cellular component: nucleus; mitochondrial nucleoid. Bases 228 to 1355 code for a protein of 375 amino acids. Gene Ontology annotation, molecular function: DNA binding. The record is from RefSeq and is a predicted model, not a curated record. Gene Ontology annotation, biological process: error-free translesion synthesis. The transcript has 11 exons. Lineage: Eukaryota; Metazoa; Chordata; Actinopteri; Syngnathiformes; Syngnathidae.
UCACCUAGCAACGACCGAAAACUGAUAAAUAAUAUUUUCAGAGGGAAUGAGCAACAAGGGUAUGUCUGUAACGAUCUUAUGUUAGCAAACGCUUCAUCGAUCAAUAUAACGAAAUGCAAGCGGCCAUGUUUUUGCCCCGUGACCACAUGACGUGUUCAUCACAUGAUCGGUUACGCGAGCAGAUCGUGCAUGCGUGAAUCCGUCGAAGCGCGCUUUCACCGAUAAAGAUGGCCGCCUGUGUGUUGCGUAGAGGUCUGCUGAGUACUUUCAGUAAAUACAACAAUAAACAUGGGCCUAGAUUACUAAGUGUGGCAGACACCAUGUUGGAAAUGUAUAGACCACAGUUAGAAUGUCGAGCCUGCGGAACGUACGGUGUCGCUCAGCAAAGGAGGUUCAUGUCGUCACGGAACAGGCCUGAAGGGAAGAUUUUGGAGACCGUAGGCGUGUUUGAGGCUCUGAAGCAGCACGGCAAGUACGAGACAGGACAGCUCUUUCUCCACAGUGUCUUUGGCUAUAGAGGUAUUGUCUUGUUUCCAUGGCACGCCCGACUGUACGAUAGAGACAUCACACCUCCAAUGUCUGAUAGCAAGCCUGAUCCCCCUGGUGCCCAUGGCUCAAAGGAAGUGAAGGGGAAGACUCACACUUACUACCAAGUCCUGAUUGAUACUCGAGACUGCCCUCAUAUUUCUCAGAGGUCCCAGACCGAAGCGGUGACGUUUCUGGCUAACCAUGAUGACAGCAGAGCACUGUACGCCAUCCCAGGUCUGGACUAUGUGAGCCAUGAAGACAUCCUGCCCUACAAUUCUGCAGAGCAGAACCCCAUCCAUCAUGAACUGUUUGAGCGCUUCCUCAUGUAUAACCCUGCCAAAUCUCCUCCUUUCAUCCCCAGAGACACCCUAAAAGCAUGGCAGGAAAAGAACCACCCUUGGUUGGAGCUCUCUGAUGUCCACAGGGAGACCACUGAGAAUAUCCGGGUCACUGUCAUCCCCUUCUACAUGGGCAUGAGGGAAGGCCAGAAUUCUCAUGUAUACUGGUGGCGAUAUUGCAUCCGUUUGGAGAACAUGGGCAAUGAGGUGGUUCAGCUGAGAGAGAGACAUUGGAGGAUCUUCAGCCUGUCUGGAACCCUGGAGACUGUCCGAGGUCGUGGCGUGGUGGGCAGGGAGCCAGUGCUGUCCAAAGAGCAACCAGCAUUUCAGUAUAGCAGCCAUGUCUCUCUCCAAGCUCCCAGUGGUCACAUGUGGGGAACCUUUCGUAUUGAGAGGACUGAUGGCUCACACUUCGAUGUUCGGAUUCCUCCUUUCUCCCUGGAGAGUAACAAAGAUGAUAAAGCCCCCCCUGCAGGCUACACAUUUUAACUGCGAGUAGUCGCUCCCACCCUAUCAUUUACCUCUGCCUUCAGUAUCAGAAAAAUUAGUUGGUGGAAGGGAUGAUGAUAAGCAUUUUCUAGAUCUUCCAUAUGCACACAUUUCCUUUUUUUUUUCUCAAGUGCAUAAGAAUACACUUGUUGCAAGGUUAACUUGAUUUGAAGCAGACUCAACCUGAAUGGAUGUGGGUGGGAAACAAGCAUGGAAAACAAAUGUUCUGCUGUAGAGCAGAUCAUUUUUGGCACUGAAAAGCUGAAGUAUUGGCCAGGGUGGUAGCCUGCUGAGGUUGUGUUCCGAAAGAGAGCAACUACAGUGGUGCCUCAGAUGAUUUCGCCAUGGUGGUGUUAUUCAAAACAUAAUGCUACAAUGUGUUGAUUCCUGUUUUCAUGUUAACAUUUAUUCACACUGCUUUUCUGUUCAUCUUUGCCUAACUGUUUUUCAUGAGGGAUGUCUGAGCAGUUUACAAAAGUAAAAUGUUCAUGCAUUACAAGGUUUUUUUCAACAUUACCAAAGGAAACAAUACAUGAAAGUAGAUUGUUGCAGACUGAUCACCUACCAACUUGCAAAUGUGUAAGACGCAGUACCCUCUUUAAAAAGUACUGUCCUCAGUGAAAGUGGCAGCGGUUAACUUCUUAAAAUAAAUGUCCACAGAAAUGGGAAGAGUCACACUGUUUCUUUUGGUUGAAUACCUAAUACUGAAGUAUAAGAAUGUGGUGUCAAAAUCUAAACGGAAUUUCUACCAAAAGUCUCGUUUUUUCCCGUCUGUAACACCUGAAGUGCACCAUUGGUGAAGAAGGUGGGGGGCAGUAGCAGUCAAAGUGUUUGUAAAAUGGCUAUUUUCAUCCCUGUAAAAAAAAAAAUAUUGUCUUGUAGAGAGGGUGUCUCGUUCAGGACACAUAUUUGACUUUGAAAGACACUUUGAAUGAGCCAAAAUUACUCUGGGUUCACAAACAAAGUAUUCUUUCAGAAUUGCCCUUUGAUAAGUGAAUCUGAAGUCCUAUGGUUGGAAUACUGUAAAUAGGAAUGUAACAAAAGGCAAAUAAAUGUUUUGAAAAAUA